UCUUGCUGACUUGACAAAGAGUCUCCACCUGAGACAAAUUAUAUAGACAGAUUAUCCAAUUAACCAAUUAUCUCGCAUGUUUAAUCCACUCUAUUACAUCAACCACGAAGCUACAUAAUUUGGAAAUUAUAUUAUAAUUUUUAACUAUUCUGAGAUGUUUUUAUUAGUGAGAAAUAGACACAAAACAGUAAAGCUGAGUGUGUUAAUCCCAGCCGGUUCUCCUCCCAGACGGUCGGGCGUUGUCAGACAGAGUCAGUCCACUGCUGGAGGAGUUAGCUUCAGAGCAGCUAGCCAUGAGCUAACAAGCAGCUAAUUCAACCUCAAACGUCGUAGCGAGCUGAACACUACUUAACCUACCGGAAUUAUCAUUGUUGCAGCUGGAUUUCACGGCCUUCAUUUCACAAUCCUCAAGCUCCACAUUGAACUUUCUACCUUUCACACUCGGAUCUCUCCUGGUGCACGCAGAGCCAUGGCAGCUGCUAAGCCAAAAGGGCAGAACUCUCUAGCCCUGCACAAAGUGAUAAUGGUGGGCAGUGGAGGAGUGGGGAAAUCAGCCCUCACACUCCAGUUCAUGUAUGAUGAGUUUGUUGAAGACUACGAGCCCACCAAAGCAGACAGCUACAGGAAGAAAGUGGUGCUGGACGGAGAGGAAGUACAGAUUGACAUCCUUGACACAGCUGGACAAGAGGACUAUGCAGCCAUCCGAGAUAACUACUUCCGCAGCGGCGAGGGUUUCCUCUGUGUAUUCUCCAUCACAGAACUGGAGUCAUUUGCAGCAACAGUCGACUUCAGAGAGCAGAUUCUGCGAGUGAAGGAGGAUGAGAAUGUGCCCUUUCUCUUGGUUGGGAACAAGUCAGAUUUGGACGACCGACGGCAGGUUAGCGCAGACGAGGCGAAGGCACGCGCCGAGCAGUGGGGCGUGUGCUACGUUGAGACUUCUGCCAAAACCCGUGCUAAUGUUGACAAGGUGUUCUUUGACCUGAUGAGAGAGAUCCGGGCAAGGAAAAUGGAGGACAGCAAAGAGAAGAACGGGAAGAAGAAAAGUAAAAGUUUGGCCAAGAGAAUUAGAGAGAGAUGUUGUAUUUUAUAGUGGUAAAAGAGGAGCAGGGUAGCUGCUUAUGUACAUAUACAUUUCUCAGACUUUUGCAUUUAUUUUGUGCCCAUACCUGACCAUGACUUUCUGUUCCUGGCUAACAGGACAUCUGACCGUGUGUCAGGGAGUAGUAAGGUGGCACUCCAUACACCAUUUAUAGCUCUAACUUUUUAUGUGCUGACACUCCAAAUAAUGUAUGUACUCUCUCUCUUAUUCUGACCACAUUAGAGUGUAAUAAAUGGAUGGUGUUUAAUUUAGGCCUAAGCUUGACAAGAGGCUAAGCCCUGAAAUGUUACGAAACCUUUCAUUGUAAAGUUUGAUGUGUAUAAUAUAUUCAGACAACUGUGCAGUUGAAAAAGAAAAGAUAAAAAAAGUGUCAGAGCCAAGGUUUAAAAUAGAGAAAAUGUAACUGGAGCUUUGGUGGGAAAUGUAAGUGAACAGACUCAGCAGUGUAGUGUCAACCCAGAGUUCAUCAAGUGCCACCAAAAUGUACGUUGCACUGGUGAAUCUAUGAAGCAUUUUAAUUGAAAGAUCGUUAACGAAAAGCCGAAAUUUAAUGCCAUUCCUGUUUGUUGUUUUAGACCUCAAUUUUAUUACCUUAUUUUUAUCUGUGAAGUCGAACUUAUCUCUCUUUUCUUAUCAUAUCGACCGGUCUAAGAUAUAAGCGCACUAAUGUUUCCUUUUUCUUUCCCCUUCGCGUCACUUUGUUGAGUCCUCUCAAACGCACAAACAACAUUAAUCAUUACCCUUAAAUCUGUGAGGGAUUACUACAACACUUGAACUUGUUUUUUUCAGUUAUAACAUUUCAGAAGUUUUACCUCACUCGGCCAACGACUUUCAUUGCCUUUUUUUUAUUUUUUCUGCGAUAAAGGAAUCCCUGGUGCUCCUGAUUAAAAAAGGUGAUUCCAUAACACUACAUCCUUUACAUGUUGUUUUUAAACACAUUAAAGUUGAUAAAAUAAAUUGCUUCCAGUCAUGUAAAGAUUUAUUUUGCCAAUUUUACUUUUCCUGGCUCAGACUUUUAAUCACCAACCUCUUUUUUUACUUAAAUGUAUUUCUUAUUAUGGACUCAAAUAAAUUAAUGGAUCGAUGAAUUUUAAGGCAUUAAAUAUCAAAAAUGAAUGAAGUGUCCAAAAAAGUUGCUCUCAGUCACCAAAGAAAAAUGCUAGCUAGUACAAUUAAGUGCCCACUUAUUACUGGAAGUGAAUGACAACCUGCUAUAGUGAGCAUCAAAAGGAAGCACUGCAGUGUUUGUGUAAAAACUUAAAGUACUUCAUUGUGAACGGCCUGGGAAAGAAAUGCAAGGUUACGUGGGAUUUAGUAAUUCAUCACUGUUGCCUCUCUGUCCAUUGUGAAUGUGAAUAAUCCCCUCCCCCCAGCUCCCCCAUACCCUUCCUGUUUGCCUGUAAUCUUAGCUUGCCAAUGAUGUGCAGAGUUUAGAGGUCAUUGACAUCCUACUUUGUUUACCUUUGUUCCAUUUUGUGCAAGGCUACCUGGUGUUAUAAAGCUAUAGUAACAUGGUAAUGAUCAUUUCCUCUUGCUCCUCAUGAAGAAGUAAUUUCAAGUGAGGAUUAAAGUGUAAAAAAUUGGCAAAAUGGGAGUGCUGUACGUGAACAUAGACUGUAUAUAAAGAUGAAUGACGCAUCUCCACUUCCUCCCACUGUUCAGAAGUGAAGCCAUAAUAUCCCGAUUACGGGAGCUCGCAUGAUGAGCCAGAGUCUGCGUGGUAGUGAUCAGGCGGUUAAGCCGUGGUAUAGGUCACCACCCGAACGAGUCGCAACCAGAGCACAGCUGCCAAUCAUGACGUCUCACCCCCUUUUUAUAGCAUCAAAUAACUAAUUAAAACCAAACUUAUCAGAAAAAAAUAACACUUGAACAACAUCAGAGUGAUUAAAAACUACCUGAAUUGACAGAAACCAUCUUUGGGAAAAAUGUAUUUGCGGUGUACUUUGACUUUUUAGUUUCCCAUCCGCUAACAUGGAAGAGGCAGGAUUUAUGACAUAUACUGCAACCAGCCACCAGGGGGCGAGCAAGGUGUUUUGGCUUCACUUUUAAGGAGCUGUCAUGUUGUCCAUCUUUAUUUACAGUUGGUGCCUUCAAUUGAAACUUGUGAGCUCGUGUUUACAACAUGGGAAGUCGUGUACACAAUAUGCUGGCGUUCAAGUGGUUAAGUCGUAUAGAACACUGCUGCUAAGCAACGGCAACAUUACUGUCGGCGUCUAGAAGCCACAGAGGCUAACAAUUUAGCAAGCAGUUAACAUGAUGUAGUAAAUACAAAGACAUAAUGACAGAGGCCAUGACAAUAUAUUCACUUAUGUACCCUUUCUGACAACGUCAACAAACACGUCACAGUGCGGGAACUCUGAGCUUUCAGAAACGUUCCACUUUCGUGGUAGUGAAUACCACAAGAGGGGGGGAACACGGUAAACACGACCCCAUUUGAAGGCACCGAGUCUAUGUACGUGAUUAACAGCUAAAUUGCAUAGACCAAAACACACUGUGAAAUCUGCCCCUCCACUCUCCUAGCUCCCCUUUAUGACUGAGCCACUCUUUUUUUUAUUUUAUUUUAACUUAUUUAAAAUAACUUAUUUAAUUAUGUUUCAAAGUCUGACCACCAUCCAGAGGUGGUUUUCCAUGUUUCACUCUUAUCCAGCUCACCAUUUUACAUAAAAGGAUCUCCUCAACAAAUAGGGUGCCCAACACUGGAGUCUAUGCAAAAAAUAUGAUUGUUGUAAUUGCAAAGAGGAAGAGAAUAUGAAACAAAACAGUGUCAGUGAGAAGCAUUUAAUGCAGUUUGGAGCUCUGAAAACUGUUUUUGUAUUUGAAAACAUUGUCUCAUUGAUUCCCUGAGAACACUAAAUAACUCCUGGCUUUGAUUACAGGCUUUUGUUUGUCAUAUGUCAGCGUGUUUAAUUGUACAAAAAAAAUCACAUUAAUGCAAAAGAAUGUCCGUGGUAUUUGUUGUUAAAUGAAAAGCACACAGUAGAGAAAGAUAUGUGACUCGAACCCAAAAAUGUUGGGAACUCCGUGGCAUGAGAAUGUUUAGAAAGUAGUUUGGGUUAAUAUGUUAUUAAGGGCUAACCUCCAGUACACCAUACCAUGAUAGAAACACACCUUAAAGUUAAAGUGACAGGCACAGAAUCUGAAUCCCAGUCUGUUAUAGCAUACCUUCGUCAGCUUAUGGCCAUUACAUUAACUGCUGUGAGGCUGCUAUACUUAAACCAUAGUGCUUGCUUACUCUAACAUGCAGUCUUAUUCUUGUUUUAGAAGCAAACAUUCAUGUCUUCGUCUUCAUGCUAAUAGACGUGAUGGCCCUUUCAGCGGGAUUCAAGUGGUGAUACUAAAACAGAUAUUUGUGUGAAAGCUAUGAGCAACCUGUCCUCCUGGGUAUUCAAAUAACUUGCCUUUUAUAUAAAUACCCUUGGAAUAAAGAGUAGAUAUAUACGUCUUUGAUUGGAUGGUUGUAUGUUUGCCAUCAAUUUCCUCCAUGUUUACUUCUUUUGAACGUAACCACUAAUGUAGCCUAUCUGUUUGUGAAUGGAAGAGGUGAAGCUUACAUUUCAAUUUAUUAUUUUUUUGUUUGUUUGUGAGUUAUUUGGAAAUGGCAAAAUAAAGUGGAUAUUACUAAUAACAUUU
Molecule: messenger RNA, 4729 nt
Organism: Sebastes umbrosus (honeycomb rockfish)
Lineage: Eukaryota; Metazoa; Chordata; Actinopteri; Perciformes; Sebastidae
Gene: ralaa
Product: v-ral simian leukemia viral oncogene homolog Aa (ras related)
Exons: 5
Coding region: 470-1090 (206 amino acids)
Biological process (GO): regulation of exocytosis; Ras protein signal transduction
Cellular component (GO): plasma membrane
Molecular function (GO): GTP binding; GTPase activity; GDP binding
Source: RefSeq, a predicted model, not a curated record